GAAAAGGACCCGAAGAGCAACCCAAUCUCUGAAGCUCGAUCUCCAUCUCCAAUGGCGACAAGCCUCUGCAACCCCAGUUCAUCUCCUUUCCCUUUCUCCGCCUCCUCUUUGCCUGUCGCCCGUGGCCGCUCUCUUUCCCGGAAUGGCUCCUCCGUCCGCUUCGGCAGCUCAAUCGGCCAUCCAUCGUCUGCGCUGUGCUCGCGGAGAUGGGCAGCUCCCUGUCGUGCCUCGCGUCCGACGCUGCGUUGCGCCGCCGUGAGCACCAUCGGGCAGAGCGAUUUUGUGGCGGAGGUCUUGGAAUCAGAUGUGCCAGUGCUGGUGGAAUUCGUCGCCGACUGGUGCGGGCCGUGCCGGGUGAUGGUCCCCGUCAUUGAUUGGGUCUCUCAGGAGUAUACAGACAAAUUAAAGGUUGUGAAGAUUGAUCACGAUGCUAACUCCCAGUUGAUUGAAGAAUACAAGGUCUAUGGUUUGCCUGCAUUGAUUUUGUUCAAAGAUGGAAAAGAGGUUGCAGGAAGUCGGAGGGAGGGUGCAAUGACAAAAGUUAAGCUGAAAGAAUACUUGGACUCUUUGUUGGAAUCUACAACCACUGUUUAGUUUUAUACUAUCAAUUUUCUUUCAAUUUAAGAUGUUUGUUUGACUGUGAAACACAGAGGAGUUAGCAUGUAUUCUCCUCAUAAUUCCCCAUAUAGCUUUUACUUGAAUGUGAAUGUGAUUGUGAAUGUUUUUCACUUCUUUA
Dioscorea cayenensis subsp. rotundata (Guinea yam) is the source of this 736-nucleotide messenger RNA. RefSeq names its product thioredoxin X, chloroplastic-like. The coding region runs from base 52 to 594 and encodes 180 amino acids. Gene Ontology annotation, cellular component: cytoplasm. The record is from RefSeq and is a predicted model, not a curated record. Gene Ontology annotation, molecular function: oxidoreductase activity, acting on a sulfur group of donors, disulfide as acceptor. NCBI's taxonomy places the organism in Eukaryota, Viridiplantae, Streptophyta, Magnoliopsida, Dioscoreales, Dioscoreaceae. The transcript is spliced from 2 exons.